Molecule: messenger RNA, 3734 nt
Organism: Hibiscus syriacus
Lineage: Eukaryota; Viridiplantae; Streptophyta; Magnoliopsida; Malvales; Malvaceae
Product: histone-lysine N-methyltransferase ATX2-like
Exons: 25
Coding region: 204-3383 (1059 amino acids)
Biological process (GO): regulation of transcription by RNA polymerase II
Cellular component (GO): chromatin; nucleus
Molecular function (GO): protein binding
Source: RefSeq, a predicted model, not a curated record
GGUGCCCAACAACACGUCAAUUGUACUUGCUCGGCGGGAAAGCGAUAAAUUUGGGGCCAAACAAAUAUAGGAAAAAAAGGAAGCCAGUGCCUUCUCUCCCUCCAAAGUCCCCCAAAUCCCCAUUUAAAACCCUAAAAGCUCUUAUUCUUCUUCCUCUGACCCCCAAACCCCUCAUUUCCAACCCCCAGCAGUUCCUUACGUCCAUGGCAUUUCCCAAGAGAGGUGACGAGGGAGACGCCGACACUCCGAUUCGCCACGUUUCAUUGGACCGCGUCUACUCCGCCGCUUCUCUAUGCGUCAGCGCCACCAACUCAUCCAACGAAAUGUCCAAGAAGGUCAAAGCUCGUAAACUCAUUGUCGACAGCGAUCACCUCCUCAAACCCCACAAUCCCCACGUCCUUCAUGUCUACUCUCGCCGCCAUAAACGCCCUCGCCAAUGCGACUCCGACGACUCUUUGCUCCAAGAAGAGGGCCAAAAAACAGUAGUCAAAGGUGAAAUUGAUGAGCCUUUUAGGAAAAAGAGGAGGAUUAGGAGUAAUGAGUUGGCCAAUUUGGGGGCUGACUCGAGUGUUUUCUGUCAGGCAGAUCGCCCUCGUUUGAGGGACUGUAGAAAUAAUAGCAGUGUUAAUAAUAAUGUGAAUAGUAAUUCUGUUAAGAAAAGGAAUCGUAUUUCUACUCUGAAUUCUAUGCGGGGUUUCAUUGUUUCCUCUACUGCUAAGAGAUGGGUCAGGUUGAGUUUUGACGGUGUUGAUCCAAAAGCAUUCGUUGGAUUGCAAUGCAAGGUUUUUUGGCCAUUGGAUGCUGAUUGGUAUUCAGGUCGAGUUGUUGGGUACAAUUCGGAGUCUAAAAGACAUCAUUUUGAAUAUGAAGAUGGAGAUAAGGAGGAUUUGCUGCUUUCUAAUGAGAAACUGAAGUUUCAUGUUUCUCAUGAAGAGAUGGAGCUCCUUAACUUGAGUUUCAGUGUUAAUAGUACAAAUAAUGGUUGCUAUGACUACGAUGAGAUGGUUGCGUUGGCUGCCAGUCAAGAUGAUUGUCAAGAACUUGAACACGGGGAUGUUAUAUGGGCAAAACUUACUGGUCAUGCAAUGUGGCCAGCAAUUGUGGUAGAUGAAUCACUUAUUGGUGAUCGUAAAGGUUUGAGUAAGAUUUCUGGUGGAAGAUUAGUUCCAGUUCAAUUUUUUGGCACCCAUGAUUUUGCAAGAAUAAAAUUGAAACAGGUGGUCUCUUUUCUCAAAGGACUUCUCUCAUCGCUUCACCGGAAGUGCAAGAAACCUUGUUUCACUAUGGGCUUGGAGGAAGCAAAAUUCUAUUUGUGUGAACAGAAGCUUCCAAGAAGAAUGUUACAACUACAAAAUGGAAAUACUGAGGAUGUUGGUGAUGCAAGUUGUGAAGAUAAAGGAAAUAUCGAUUUCAUUGAAGAUCACAGGAAAAAAAAUCAGGGGAUUCAGAUAACUCUUAGUGGACCUGGAGGUUCUUCUUAUGUAAUAGGAGACAUGCAAAUAAUUAGCCUUGGAAAAGUUGUCAAGGACUCCGAAUAUUUCCAAGAUGAUGGAAUAGUCUGGCCUGAAGGGUACACUGUUGUUAGGGAAUCUAUUUCAGUAAAAGAUCCAAGUAUUUGUACCUUGUAUAGGAUGGAAGUGCUGAGAGAUCCUCAGUCAAAGAAUCAUCCUAUAUUUAGAGUGGCAUGUGAUGGAGAGAAGUUUGAGGGACCAGACCCAUCAGCUUGUUGGAAUAAGAUAUCUAGAAGGAUAAAAAAGAUACAUAAUGAUUCUUCUGAUUCCAGUGCUUCAAAAGGAAGAUUCUUUCAAUCUGGCUCUGAUAUGUUUGGUUUCUCCGAUCCUGGAGUUAUAAAAUUAAUACAGGGGUUGUUAAAAUCUAGACUUUCUUCAAAGUUCUCUGCAUCCAAUUUAGCCUCUGGAAGGUUUCGAGACCUGCCUGCUGGUUAUAGACCUUUUCAAGUUGACUGGAAAGACCUAGAUAAGUGUAGUGUCUGCCACAUGGACGAGGAGUAUGAGAACAAUCUAUUUCUCCAGUGUGACAAAUGCAGAAUGAUGGUGCAUGCUAGAUGCUAUGGCGAACUUGAGCCUGUUGAUGGUAUUCUAUGGUUGUGCAACUUAUGCCGCCCUGGGGCACCCGAGUCCCCUCCACCUUGCUGUCUUUGCCCUGUUAUAGGGGGUGCAAUGAAGCCUACGACUGAUGGCCGUUGGGCUCAUCUGGCUUGUGCCAUAUGGAUACCUGAAACAUGUCUAUCUGAUGUCAAGAGAAUGGAACCCAUUGACGGGCUAAAUAGAAUCUGCAAGGACCGGUGGAAGCUGCUAUGCAGCAUCUGUGGUGUAUCUUAUGGAGCUUGUAUUCAAUGUUCAAACCCUACGUGCCGGGUAGCAUACCAUCCACUCUGUGCACGUGCUGCUGGUCUCUGUGUUGAGCUUGAGGAUGAGGAGAGACUGUUUCUCCUCUCAGUAGAUGAAGAUGAUGAAGAUCAAUGUAUUCGGCUACUUUCCUUUUGCAAGAAGCAUAGGCAACCAUCUAAUGAUCCAAUAGAAGCAUCCGAUGAACGAGUUGGUAGACUAGUACGUCAAUGUUCGGAUUACACUCCACCUCUUAAUCCAUCUGGUUGUGCUCGGACCGAGCCUUACAGCCAUUUGGGAAGAAGAGCCCGAAAAGAACCUGAAGCCCUUGCUGCUGCAUCCCUAAAGCGCUUGUUUGUAGAGAAUCAAUGCUACUUGGUUGGUGGCUUCUACCAACAUUCAAUGUCAGGCACCACAGUGCCUAACAAUAGAGUGAAUGGUAUCAAAUUCUCUUUUAGUCUUACCAAGCUUAAAGCCCCCCAGCUUGAUGCUCCUAACAACAUCCUCUCUGUAGCUGAGAAGUAUGAUUACAUGAGGCAAACCAUUCGAAAAAGAUUGACAUUUGGGAAAUCAGGAAUUCACGGGUUUGGAAUCUUUGCAAAGCAUCCACAUAGGGCAGGAGACAUGGUGAUUGAAUAUACUGGCGAACUUGUUAGACCUUCUAUAGCUGAUAGAAGGGAACAUUUCAUUUACAACUCAUUAGUGGGUGCUGGCACUUAUUUGUUUCGAAUUGAUAAUGAAAGAGUGAUUGAUGCCACUAGAGCAGGAAGCAUAGCACAUCUAAUCAAUCACUCAUGUGAACCCAAUUGCUACUCAAGAGUUAUUAGUGUUCAUGGUGAUGAGCACAUUAUCAUUUUUGCAAAGAGAGAUAUUAAACGAUGGGAGGAGCUGACAUAUGAUUAUAGGUUCUUUUCCAUUGAUGAGCGUUUGGCAUGCUAUUGUGGUUUUCCAAGAUGCCGGGGUGUUGUUAAUGAUACCGAAGCUGAAGAACAAGUCUCAAAGAUAUCAGUAAACCGGAGUGAAUUGACUCAAUGAAGAGGAGAAUGAGAGGUUUCAUUGCCAGUGAAAUCCCUUCAAACUCAUUUGACAAUUGCGAUGCCUGUUCAAGAUCGCCCCUCUGGUUCUGUUCUCCCACUUGCACCUUUGUUUCCCCGUUAUCUCUUAUUACAAGUGACUGCAUAUUAUUUAUCUUCAUCAAGCUUGCUCUUGGAUUGUAUUAACAAUGCGGAAAGAUAGAUAACUUUUCUGAACCUCCCAGUAUAAAAGACGAAGGUAAGAUUCUGUCUGAGCAUUGCUUUAGUCCUUUUUUGGGUAUAUGUAACAUGUUAUUGGUAGGUAAAAUGUACAUUAACUAAUUGUAAAAAAAAAACACGGUAAAAUACAAUU